AUGGACUACGUAAGAAGACUGUGUUCUUCAUGUAACAAACAAUUGAGACAUGUUUCCAAUGAUGAUAUAGGGUUUCAGAAUUUAGGUGAGAUGAUGACCCUGGGAAGUAAUGAUGCUGUUGUUUCUCCGAGUUUUGUUGAUGGGUUGACUUUAGAAGGAUCUAUCGGUCAUACUGCGAGAAAGAUAGCUUAUUUGAUCAGGUUACCAACAGAUGAACAUAAGCUUAAAGUGGGGAUUAGCUGGCUUACAAAAUCUGCUAUUGAUUCCGUGUCAUUACUGCAAAGUACCUUGUACAAGGUGCUUUCGAGCUCUUAG
Molecule: messenger RNA, 315 nt
Organism: Sphenostylis stenocarpa
Lineage: Eukaryota; Viridiplantae; Streptophyta; Magnoliopsida; Fabales; Fabaceae
Source: the annotation of a GenBank genome assembly